AUGAAUACAUCAGGAAAUUUUACACCAUCUUCAUCGGCUGUUGUAUCAACAACAAAUAUUGAUAAACAUGAACCCGAUGCUGAUGCAAUUAAAAUGUUUUGUGGUCAAAUUCCACGUAAUAUGCAUGAGUCAGAAUUGCGUGAAAUGUUUGAACAGUUUGGUCCUGUCUUUCAAUUAAAUGUUUUACGUGACAAACAAACUGGUGAAUCAAAAGGUUGUUGUUUUGUUACAUUUUAUACACGAAAAGCAGCAUUAGAUGCUCAAAAUGCUCUACAUAAUCUACGUACAUUAAAUGGUUGUCACCAUCCAAUACAAAUGAAACCGGCUGAUGCAGAAAAUCGAAAUGAACGAAAAUUAUUUGUUGGUAUGAUAUCGAAGAAUUUCGAUGAACAAAGUAUUCGUGCACUUUUUCAAACAUAUGGAGCUAUUGAAGAUUGUACAGUAUUACGAGAUCCAAAUGGCAAAAGUCGAGGAUGUGCUUUUAUUACAUUUCAAAAACGUCAAUGUGCUGUCAAUGCAAUAAAAUCGAUGCAUCAAUCUCAAACAAUGGAAGGUUGUUCAUCGCCACUUGUUGUUAAAUUUGCUGAUACACCAAAAGAUAAAGAAGCAAAAAAAACUCAACAACAAAUACCUAAUUAUAAUAAUCCUUUUAUGCAACAAAUGACUGCAGGAAAUUCCAUACCCAAUCCUCAACAUAUGAAUGCAUAUAAUUUUUUACCUGAAUUAGGUAAUUUAGUAUUUCUUCAAGAAUUAUUAAAGAAUUAUGGUUUUAUUGGUAAUAAUGGCAAUGUUAUUAAUUUUCCAGCAUUAAAUAAUCUUUUACAAAUGUUUACAAAUAAUAUGAAUUUAAAUUGUAAUAAAUUACCUAUUCUUGUACCACCGAAUACUUCAUCGAAUAUGACAUCAAAUUCUCAACAUGGAAAUAAUCGAUCAUUAAAUAUUCAAGAACAACAACAACUUACACUUGAUUCACCUCGAUUACCUUUAUCAUCUAAUUCGAAUAAUACAUCUUAUAGUAAUGAAUCUUCUUUACUUAUGUGUGGUCCAAAUACGAAUGGUCCACCAAAUACUCAUCUUAAUCCAAAUAGUAGUUUAACACCAACAAUAGCUACACCUAGUAAUGCUCCUUAUCCUCCUACAAUGCCGCCACUUUAUGCUAACAGCCCUAGUUCAUUGUCGAAUGCUGCUACAGAUGCUCAUCAUAAUUUACAAAAUCUUGUUGCAAUGUCUCAAAUGAAUAAUGGAGGCCUCUUGCCGACAGCAACUUCACCUGUAGCAGCAUCUGCUUCCUUUCCUGUCUUUCCAUCAGCAUCAUAUCUUUCUUCUCAAGUAGCUGGUAAACAUACCGAAGGUCCUGAUGGUGCUAAUCUAUUUAUUUAUCAUCUCCCACAAGAAUACAGUGACACAGAUUUAGCUCAAGCUUUUGCACCCUAUGGACCAAUUAUAUCUACUAAAGUAUUUGUUGAUAAAACAACAAAUCGAAGCAAAUGUUUUGGUUUUGUAAGUUAUGAUAAUCCAACAUCUGCUCAAUCAGCUAUAAAUCAAAUGAAUGGUUAUCAAAUUGGAUUGAAACGACUUAAAGUUCAAUUAAAAAAACUUCGAAGUAGUCCAAAUAAUAAUUUAAAUAGUCCAAAUGGAAAUCAGACUCAAACAAUUAUAAAUAAUAAUUCAAACAAUCAUAAUGGAAAUUCACCAACAACAGCAAAGAAAUGUUCCUAUUAA
Molecule: messenger RNA, 1722 nt
Organism: Rotaria sp. Silwood1
Lineage: Eukaryota; Metazoa; Rotifera; Eurotatoria; Philodinida; Philodinidae
Source: the annotation of a GenBank genome assembly